Molecule: messenger RNA, 1154 nt
Organism: Aedes albopictus (Asian tiger mosquito)
Lineage: Eukaryota; Metazoa; Arthropoda; Insecta; Diptera; Culicidae
Exons: 1
Coding region: 403-831 (142 amino acids)
Biological process (GO): chromatin remodeling
Cellular component (GO): nucleus
Source: RefSeq, a predicted model, not a curated record
CGUGGUCGUCCCAGUGUUGGUUGGGACGUUAAACAGAACUGGCACGAUGACCCUCCGGCGAGACAGGAGUGUUGGCGUAGGCCCAAUAAGCCACCCGUAAAAAUCCCCAUUGCGAAUAACAUAAGAGAAAAUACGACUCGAUACAAUCGGCAAAAACCCACGCGACGAAAUAAGGACUAUGAUUGGAAACUUGGAACAUGGAAUUGCAAGUCACUAGGUUUCGCAGGUUGUGACAGGAUAAUUUACGACGAACUACAUCUCCGCAACUUCGACAUCGUGGCGUUGCAGGAACUUUGUUGGACUGGACAGAAAGUGUGGAAAAGCGGGCAUCGAGCGGCUACUUUCUACCAAAGCUGUGGCACCACUAAUGAACUGGGAACAGGAUUUAUAGUGCUGGGCAAGAUGCGACAACGUGUGAUCGGAUGGCAGCCGAUCAACGCAAGGAUGUGCAUGUUAAGAGUUAAGGGCCGUUUCUUCAACUACAGCAUCAUCAACGUCCACUGCCCACACGAAGGGAGACCUGAUGACGAGAAAGAAGCGUUCUACGCGCAGUUAGAGCAAACAUACGAUGGUUGCUCGCCGCGUGACGUGAAAAUCGUUGUCGGCGACAUGAACGCGCAGGUAGGAAGGGAGGAAAUGUACAGACAGGUAAUCGGGCGAAACAGCCUGCACGCCGUAUCGAAUGAUAACGGCCAGCGGUGCGUAAACUUUGCAGCCUCCCGUGGUAUGGUAGUCCGAAGCACCUUUUUCCCCCGCAAAGAUAUCCACAAAGCCACCUGGGCUGGAGAUCACCCGACCAUCAAACAGAAAACCAAAUCCACCACGUUCUAAUCGACGGUAAAUUCUUCUCGGAUAUAACCAAUGUCCGCACAUACCGCAGUGUGUAUAUAGAUUAGGAUCACUACUUAGUAGCUGUAUGCAUGCGCUCAAAACUUUCGACAGUUAUCACCACGCGUCGAAGUCGGACGCCGCGACUCAACAUCGAGCAGCUGCGUAACGUAGAAGUGGCUCAAGACUACGCGCAGCAGUUAGCAGUGGCCCUACCAACGGAAGAGCAGCUUGGCGCAGCUACACUUGAAGAUGGCUGGAGGGACAUCCGAUCCGCCAUAGGUGGUACCUCGGCUACAGCACUAGGCUUCACGACUCCGAAUCAC